CAAGCCGGAAGUAAUAAGCUAGCCUUGCUUUCUGCAUCCAAUCUCUGCCUUUAAGCCAUCAUCCAUCAUCAUGCUAGGCCUAGUAAACAAUGUGGCUACCAAGGUGGCCUCAGUAAUCCACCACCCUCCUGUUAGCAUCUUUGCCAAAUCUGACAAGAAAAUCUUGGAGGAUAUUUACACUACUCAUGUUCAUGCUGAUGAUUCAUUUGAUGACGAUACCCUUUUCGACAUUGUUGAGAGUAUCAUCAAGCGUGCAACCCAAACCGUUGAUAAAAUUGUGCAGGGUACCCAAGUGCAUGUGGAAGACAUAGAGGAGAAGACUCCCAAAGCCAGCUUUAGUGUACCACUGUGCACGCUUAAAGGAAUCUCCUGCGAGAUGCAAUGCAAGCCUCCUGGUGAGGAAAUUGCCCACAAGACAACACUGGCAAUACUCCACAAGCUGUCGACCUAUUCAUGGGAAGCAAAGGCAUCACUGACCCUAGCAGCUUUUGCUAUGGAAUUUGGUGAGCUGUGGCUCCUUGCUGAGCUUCGCGAAUCUAACCACCUUGCCAAAUCAAUUGCCAUUCUCAAACGAGUCCCUGUUUUUCUCAAGCCUUCUGAGCUGCCCAAGCGCAGGCAAGCAAUACUUGAGCUUAACAAUCUGAUCAAGGCCACAUUGCAAGUGAUUGAAUACAUCGACCAGGUCAACAGACUUUCCAUUUAUGACCUAAAAGAUGUCCCCGAGUUGCCAAAAACAUUAGAACAUAUACCGGUGGACGUUUAUUGGGCUAUCAUGACUGUUGUGGCAUGUGCCACUAAGGUCACUAUACUCACAAGUGAUGAGGAAAAAGAAUUUGAUAUAUCUCCCUAUUCUCAAAAAAUCCACUUUGUCCUCAACAAGCUGAAGACGCAGCUAACAAUUUGCAAAACACAUAUCGAAUUGGAACAAAAUUUUAGAAAGCUCAGGAAACUGCUCCGAACACCUACCGAAGUUAUGGAAAUUUUUAAGGGUUUGAUAUUUACAAAGGAUAAUGUCCAGCCACUAUUUGAUGGCUCCACUAAACAAACGGUGAACAUCGAAAUCCUAAGGAGGAAGAAUGUGCUUUUAUUCAUUUCCAGCCUAGACAUUACGGAUGCUGACUAUUCAAUUCUAAAACCAAUCCAUGAUGAGUUCAGAAAGAAAGACGAUCAAUAUAAGAUUGUUUGGAUACCAAUUGUGGAGCAAUGGACUGAUGAGCUGAGAAAGAAGUUUGAUAUCCUGAAGAACAAGAUGCCAUGGAUUACGGUGCAGUAUUCUGGCCCUAUAGCAGGCAUCAAGUUCAUCAAGGAGGAGUGGAACUUUAAGGGUAAGCCGGCACUGGUAGUGAUGAACCCACAAGGAAAGGUCGAACACUCUAACGCUCUCCACAUGAUUCGGGUAUGGGGAGUCAAGGCGUUCCCUUUCACAGAGACAACAGAAAAAGAACUUUCAAAAUCUCAAGAAUGGGUUGUCUCUGUGGUUGAAGGAACUCACCCAUCUGUGCCAACUUGGAUCAAAGAAAAUAAGUACAUCUUCUUCUAUGGUGGUAAAGACAACGAAUGGAUUCAGCAAUUCACAAAGAAAGCAACUGCCCUCGCAAACGAUCCUAUCUUGAAGGAAGCAAAGAUCCACUUAGAGUUGGUUCUGGUCGGAAAAGGCACCAAAGGAGAAGAUGACCACGGAAUUCUUGGUCGCUUCUGGACCGGUGUAGAAAGCUUGUUCUUCACCAAAGGCCACAAGCAUGGGGAUUUGGUCAGUCAAGAAAUCCAAAAGCUUCUGUCUUACAAAAACGAAAGCGGAUGGGCAGUGCUUAGCAAAGGACCGACUAUGUUGGUCACAGGUCAUGGUACCGCGGUAUUGAAGGUGGUAGAGGAAUUUGAGAAAUGGAAGGAGCAAGUCAAGGAGAAGGGAUUUGAGUUUUGUUUCAAGGCUUAUUAUGUGAAGAUAAGUCAGGCUAGUCGACCUUGCUGCCGUCUGGACAUUCCGGGGUCUUCCGGAAAGGUUCCAGAGUUGAUGAAGUGCCCUGACUGCCACCGUAGUAUGGAGACUUUCAUCAGUUACAAGUGUUGCCACAUUGAUGGUCCUACUGCACAUCACUAAGCGCUGGCUUUGUUGGUGUUUUCGAUCAAUCCUUCAGUACGUACGUAAUUAAUGAUGGACUCUAUUAUGUUAUAGUUUACUUCUGCAAGAUUAAAUAAGCGGAUAUGGCCGAUGCAUUGUGAUGCUCUGGUAUAACCCAGGCUUAUGAUUUGAAUUUUCAAGCUAUGUCUACUAUGUAAAUUGGGAUUUUCAUUCUGUACGUUUUGAAUUAAAUAAAACCAAUAUUUUGGUGA
This is a messenger RNA of Argentina anserina (silverweed cinquefoil), 2331 nucleotides long. RefSeq names its product protein SIEVE ELEMENT OCCLUSION B-like. Lineage: Eukaryota; Viridiplantae; Streptophyta; Magnoliopsida; Rosales; Rosaceae. The transcript has 7 exons. The record is from RefSeq and is a predicted model, not a curated record. The coding region runs from base 71 to 2098 and encodes 675 amino acids. Gene Ontology annotation, biological process: phloem development.